UCCCUCAGCAAGUGGCACCUGGUAUCAUCGAGAAAAAGAAAUAUCCUUGUGUAGCUGAUCACUGCAAACUUCAGUAACUACCUAGCUGCUGCCCGGCUCGGAGAGGAGAGAUUCUUCCUGCUAUGGAAAUUCCCACUCCGAUGUUUAAUGUUCCCGGACAUGACCCAAUCGCCAAUUUCUCUCACAUCCUAACAACUCAAGCAUCGAGAUGUGUGCAGAUAUUUAUCUGCUGCAAUCCAGAAGGUAAAGCACAUACAGAAGCUGAGAGAAAGGCAUUGAGGGAAAGUGUUUAUCCAAAAUUACGAGAAUACUGUAGACAUAAACAUGGACUGGAGUUCCAGGCAGUCGAUGCGUAUGUGGGAGUGGAUCCAGAUGAUGUCCAUGAUUCUACGGUCCGGAAACUCCGGAUUAAGCUGCUGGAUGAAUGUUUAAAAUUUUCUGCUGGCCCGUGCUUUGUGGCCCUGAUAGGAGAGCAAUAUGGAAGUGCCAGCUUACCAGCAGAAAUUGAAGCCAGUGAAUUUGAGGUGAUUCUCUGCAAAUCACAAAAUGAAGGCCACUGCACCAGGCUGCUCCAAAACUGGUACCAACGGGAUGAGAAUGCUGUUCCACCUGCUUACUACCUAAGAUCCAAAAUUGAUGUUCUCCCUAACUAUUGCAGUAAGAUUGAGGGCAGAGCAAAGGAAGUUGCUCAUACAGCUUGGCGUGACAGCUUUGCAGAAAUGAAGGUGAUCUUCAAUGAGACAGUGAAGAUGUGUGUUAAAGAGGGAACCAUAAAACCAGAGCAAGCUCGGAAAUAUUUCACCUCUGCUCUCGAAGAAGAGUUGCUCCAUGCUCUGGAAAACCAAUCACCAAGUGUUCUCCCGAUGUGCAUUUGCUACAUUUGCAAAGUCCCACACGUCACUCGCCACCUGAAGAAGAUGCUCAAAGAUCACGAAAGACAAACAGACUCUGAUAGUGAGUUGCCCCAUGAUGGUCUGGCAUAUGCUAAGCUUCUGAGACUGCGGGAUGAGAUUCUCCCAGCGUUGGUCAACUCCUCCGACUUACACGUCUACACUUCAACGCUAUUAGACAACCACAACGUGAACUCUAUGGAGCAAAUGAAGCUGGAGUACAUUGAUGGCCUUUGCCAGCAGUUUUACACUGAUGUGGUUAAAUUGAUUGACAGCAGCAGUGUUCAAAGGCUGACAGAUCGGUUUGACGGUGGGAUAGGAGAGAUUAUGAGGCAUUCUUCCAUGUGUCACUUAUAUGUGACCCUCUCUGACUUUGAGUGGAAUGAAAUGGACCAGAUUAAAGAAUAUAUCCUCAAGAAGCAAUCAAACUCACCCUUCAUUAUUGUGGGAGGACCGUGCAGUGGGAAAACGCUUCUCAUGGCAACGUGUGCCAGACAGGUAUGUUCAUGGCUGAAGAACUGUACUCCAGUGACGGUCAGCCGCUUCCUCUCUUCCACAAACAAUAGUUCCUUUAGAGGUAUCCUGGUUGGAAUCUGUCAGCAAAUAGCAAGAGGCUACCACAAAUCCAUGCAAAUAUAUAAUGACAACAUUGACAAAUUACUUAACUGUUUUACGAGUCUUUUAGAGGAAUCAUCUGAACAGCACCCUUUGAUCAUAAUGAUAGAUGCUGCUGACCAGAUCUCAGAGACUCACAGUACCAGAGCCUUCUGGUGGCUUCCAAAGUCUCUGCCACCAUUUACCAAGUUAAUUAUUUCUACUACUCUGAAGAAUUUUGAAACUGCACAGAAGUCCAUGCAGUUGAACCCUGAUGCAGCAGACCUUCUUGAGUUAAAGCCAAGAGAGAGAAAGGAAUGCAACAAAAUUCUUACGCAACACCUUCUGAGUUCCAAUAGAAAGAUUACCUCUGGGCAACAGAUGUAUAUCAAUGCAGCUCUGCAGCAGUGUACUCUCCCACUUUUUGUUAACUUGCUUUAUAAUGAGAUACUUUUUUGGAGAUCUCAUGAGGAUAUUGAUGAGCAGACUUUAGGAAUAGGUGUUCAUGAUAGUAUCAAUCGACUGCUCAAAAGACUUGAAAGGAGACAUGGGGAAAGUCUUGUUUCCAGAGCUUUAGGCUACAUAACGCUUGCAGCUUCCGGACUUGGUGAGGUCGAGCUGCUGGACAUUUUGUCGCUUGAUGACUAUGUUAUUCAACAUUAUUGGUGGCAAAACGGUUUACCAGACUCUGUGAAAGUGCCAUAUUAUUCAUUGGCAAAACUGGAACAGGAUCUGAGUGGGUUUUUAGUAGGAAGGCUACAUAAUGGCAUAAAGUUGCUCUUCUGGACAAACAGACAUUUUCCACUGGUGGUCAACAAGCGUUACCUUAGGAACAUGGAAACUGUGCAACAAAUGCACAACCUUAUAGCGGAAUACUUUAGUGGCCGAUGGUCCAGGGGAAGAGGGAAACCACUUCUCGUUACUCUGUUGCCUCAGAAACCAAAAGAAGAACAACCAAUGCAGUGGCAGAUGUUAGAAAAUGAUCCUUUAAUGAAGAUACAUGUUGAUAGACAGCAGCCUUCGCAACCAUGGUUUUUUCAUUGCCAAUCUUCUAACCCUUUCCUAGUCUUUCCAAAUCACAGAAAAAUUGAAGAAUUAGCUUAUCAUUUGAAGAGAUCUGGGAGACUCAGAGAUCUAUAUCUUGAUGUUAUGUCUUCCUUUGCAUCUCAUCAAGCAAUGAUUGAAACUGGUCACUUGGUUCAGUUAAUAGCUGAACUGGAGGAAAAUACUGGGACAAUAAAUCGAAGGGAGAUCAGGUUUUUGGCAGCAGUUAUGAAAAGUGAACAUUGCUUACUGCGAGAUUUCCCUGAUCAGCUAUCGAUGGUUAUUCAGAUGAACCUUCUACCAUUUGUAGACUGCUUCCCUCAACUGUUCAAUUAUUUGAAGCAGUCUUAUCAAGAAGGCCUGAGGAAUAAUGCUCUGGCUGUGCUGCACAGUCCAGUAAUUACUGUACCUGGAAUAUCUGCUGCUUUUUGCACUUCUGAUCUUGCUGUAGCAACUGACAUCAUAGAAGUUCAGUCACAAUCUCUUGUUCUUGUGACUCUGGAAAGUGGUUCUAUAUGUGCUUGGAACCUUGAGGUUCAAGCACCUUGGGAACAAAUCAACACAAAAGGGGUUAAAGUUUCAGGAGCCCAAAUAUCAGAUGAUGACCAAUACCUUGUACUUGCAACUGUCCACAGCACAAUAUUAGUGUAUGACUUUGCCCGAUCAUCUCUGCUUUAUGAAGUUGACAUGAGAAAAAGCCUUGCUGGUAACACAGCAGAAAUUUUUUGGCCUAUUUGUGGUUUUGUUCUAUGUAGCACAAAUGCAAUAGUGUGGUUCGAGAGCAGCACAGAGGUGUGUGUCUUUGAUAUUAAGUCUUGCCAAACAAUCAUGCAAUUAAACUGCCCACGUGAGGUUCAAUGCGUAUCAUUUACUACUGAUAGAAGAUAUGCAUUAUGUGGGCAGUUGAAGAGUACGGUCACAAUAUUUGAUAUCCAUACUGGUCUGCAGAUAAGUGAGAUCUUUUUUGAAUUUACUGAAGCAUCAGUCUAUUCAAUUUUCCUGCCUGAAUCCAAUGAGGAAAUCUGUGUUGUUGACAAGGUUGGGAACAUGUGUGUUUGGAACAUUGAAGAUAUGACUGAACCAAACCUCUUGGAAGAGAUUAUUUGUACAGAGGAUGAAAAUGAAGUUCUUAGUGUUGAACUUUCUUCUUGCUCGUUGUUAUUGAGCAGGGCAUCUUGCAUUGAACUGUGGAACACAUUGGUUUGGAGCAUGUCAAACAAGUUCAAACCUCCUAAAGGUGGAUCCUUUGUCCAAGCAAUCUUGUCACAAGAUUGUGAAUCCAUUAUCGCUGUUAUUAGUGGUUCUCAAGCCUUAUUUGUCUGGAAGAAAGAGACUGGACAAUGUGUUCUAAUUCUUGAGAACAGUCUUGGAACCCCACUGAGACUCGCUAAAUGCUAUAAGCAAAAGGCUUUGGUAAUAUUUACGUCAAAGGGCUUUUUGAAGUCAUGGGACCUGGACUGCAUAGAUACUGCCUCAGCUAUACCACGAACAGAAAGGAGCAUACAAAUUCUUUCUUCCCAGGGAAAACAUUUCUACUCUUCUGAUGGUACCAGCAUUGUAUACAAAUGGAGCCUAAUUUUCUUUCAAAUAGAGACAGCCUUUACACAUGCUGAUCUUGUGAAACAUUGUGCUCUUACAAGAACAGGAGCAUCUUUGGUAACUGCAGAUAUUAGUGGCGACCUUUAUGUUUGGGACACAGAAGGUGGUCAAAACCUGCACCGCAUCAGAUUUGGUGAUGUGACACAAUUACUGAUAACACCCAAUGAUCGCUUUGUUGUGUCACUAUGUGAAGAUCAUGUGUCAAAGGUCUGGAAACUGUCCGAAGGGCAUAUCAUCUGCACCAUUCACACACACUUAGAGAAUGCAGUGAUAACAUCAGAAAGUACCUUUGUUCUGGGUCUUCACCAGCAUUUUCUCCUUGCUGUUAGCUUGUGGUCAGGGGCUGUAGUCAAAAGAUUUGAAUGCACUGACAAAGCUGAUAUUGUUGCUUUUCGGACACUGAACAACUAUCCAGACUAUGUCAUGCUUGUCUCAUCCUCUGGAAGCAUUUAUACCUGGAAUAUUACAGAAGAAUCUCUCUACCGACAGAUCCAGCUCCCUGUCAGAUUCCUUAGUCAAUUAGAUGUCUUUCAAGUUUCCAGCGAUGGGAGGAUUGCAAUCCUUUCCGUGAUCACUGAGAAUAUCAGUGUUUUAGAUAUCCUCCAGGGGAAGCUGAGUGUCAUUAGUACAGAGGGUGCAAUCUUUAGUCAGCGACUGACAUGUGAUGGUAAAUAUAUAGUUUAUGUGUGUUAUGGACACCCUUGCCAUUGUGACCAUCAUUCAAGUGCAAAACUUAAUAUUGUUCGGACAACAGAUGGGAAGAAUAUUGGAUGCAGUUAUUUAUCCAAAAUCCCCUCAUGUCUUGCUGUGUCAGAAUACAAUUUAAAUAUUUUUGUAGGAUUUGAAGAUGGGACUAUAGGAAUAUACACAGUUGUUGACAACCUUGCUGCCCAAAACAAAAUUAAAAGCCAGCUGAGCAACUUAUCGAAAACUGAAUUACCCUCCCAAAAGAAAAGCUGGUCCUGUAAAAACAUACCCAAUGCUUUUUGGGUGGAUUUCCUCAAUGAAGGUUCAUUGUAAUGGCUUCGCUAUUCAAUCUCGUACCCAUCUACAUGAUUAAUGAACAUGAACACACAGCGCAAAAUAGUUCUGUCAAAGUUUUUACAGUUGGUGGGGAAGGUGAGAUUUGCAAUAACGCUGUUUCAUUCUGGAGAGCACAAACUGGAAAUGGGUUUCAGUUAGAUAGGCUAAAUAUAUUCUAUAAAAAGAGAAUGCAUGAAGAAUGAUUGGUGCAACCCUCAUUAAACCAUUGAAAAUAGAUCUUCGUAGUUCUUCUCUACAAUGCAUGUAGAUGGACUUCCUUAAUGUGCAUAGCACACUUUAUAAUCCCUAUUUAAGUGCCUUCUGGGAUAUAAAAAAAAUUCCGGCUACCUACUGCUACAUAAACAACUGAAAAAAAUGCCAUGUAAUCAUUUUCUAUAUGAGAACAGAAAAUACUGGACAAACUUUGCAGGUUUGGCAGUAUUUGCGGAGAGUACAAAAUUAAUGUUUCAUGUCUGUGACUCUUCAACUGAACUGAAUAUCUGAAUCCUGAAUCAGAAUAUAUAAUUGUUUCUGCUGUGAGAACAAGAAAUGAGAAUGUUUUGCAUUUUUAACUGUGGUGUUGUAAAGUUACCUGAACCAAGACAGUAGGAAAUUGCACAUUGAAGGCACGGAGUUAAAAAGUAACUUGGGAGCAAAGCACAACUUUGAUGUCCAAGAGUAGCCCAAUGAUUUAUACCAAUGUAAAUAAUCUUACCCAGUAUUGGUAGGAGGAGUGUGCAUGUCAGUGCAGAUUGAAGUACCAAGGUUGGCAUAGCACAGAAUGUACUUUACAUAUCUUCAAUGUACACCACCAACAGUUUUUAUGGAGUCAAAGUUGUACUUCAUAUUAAGAAAACAUUACAUCAUGCUGUGUGGAACUACCACUGUGCUAAAUAGAAUUCACAUAGGCCUAGCAAUUCAAAAAAAUGGGUAUCAAUGAUGAGCUAUGCAUUGUCAGCAUCAGCAGAGUUGUAUUCCAGUACAAUGUUCAACCUCAUGGCUUGGCAUAUCCCCGAGCA
Molecule: messenger RNA, 6169 nt
Organism: Stegostoma tigrinum
Lineage: Eukaryota; Metazoa; Chordata; Chondrichthyes; Orectolobiformes; Stegostomatidae
Product: NACHT and WD repeat domain-containing protein 2-like
Exons: 7
Coding region: 123-5147 (1674 amino acids)
Molecular function (GO): protein binding
Source: RefSeq, a predicted model, not a curated record